This is a messenger RNA of Alternaria burnsii, 465 nucleotides long. RefSeq lists its product as uncharacterized. Lineage: Eukaryota; Fungi; Ascomycota; Dothideomycetes; Pleosporales; Pleosporaceae. The transcript has 2 exons. The record is from RefSeq and is a predicted model, not a curated record. The coding region runs from base 1 to 465 and encodes 154 amino acids.
AUGGAUAUACCUCAUGCUCAAACGAAAACCCAUAUCCGAGGGUUCCGAAACUAUCUUUGUCUUAACUUUUGGGGCAAUGACACAGGGGAAGGUCCAUGUUCAUCUGAACACAGCGCGACAUUGGAAGAGUUCCUUAGGAGCAAAAGAAAGUCAAAGAAAAAAAAAGUUCAACGACGCAGCAGCAAAUCGAUUGCAAAACUGAGCAGCUUCUUCGAGCAUAGUCGCCAUCUUGUUGUUGGAUCGAAAAUAGUAGGGCACAUAUUCGAAGAUGAAAAUUCGCCACCUUCCUGGCAGUCCAGUGACAGGCUGUAUAUCAUUCCUGAGUGUCGCUGGGCCCUGGGUCUUCGGCGUAGUGGACGUGGAUAUCGGUACAUGUACAGGGUGUUUAUUUCUGAUCUGUCAUGGCAACAACGCAAGCACAUGUUUGAUGACAAAGGUAUCUACGAGGACAUAGUGCUUGUAUGA